CUGUUUCAGACACACAGCUGCUGCUGUUGUACUUCCUCUCUAAAACACAAUAGGAGUUUUUCAGCGCAUCUAAACUCGUCUGAUGGGAUUGAGCUCAUCGUCACGGGGAAACCCACGGUUAAUGUUCUGACCCAACAAGCUCUCGUUUGAUCUGUGCUUCCACAGCAGCCUCUCUAACCCUACACACACACACACACACACACACACACUCUCACACUCACACAAAAGACUCAGUUUCUAUUGCCAAAGCAGCUUAGGGAAAAUGUCGAUGGAAUGGCUUUUGUUUUCCUGGGAUAACGGGAUACGAGCGGAACGAUUCCCCGGCUGCCAGUCGGCGUGUUCUCCUCUAUUCUCGUCCGGUGUCGGGAACAGGAGAGGUUGUAAGGGUCACGAUGUUGACCGUGAACUCUAGACGACGUGAAACCACACUAAUCCUCCAGACCCGAUCCCGAUCCCAGACCCGGGACAAUAGAGCUCGUCACGCUCCGCAGUGUGUGUGUCGCGUCCCCGUCCUGACGGCCUUUAUCCCGGGAAGAGGAGCGGAUGUGAACGUCUCGUUAUGAAUCGAGGUGUCGGAUCAGCGCUGAUCAAAACACCGAGAGAUUUCUGGGACAAAGAGGAGAAAGGGUUUCUGGACAGUUUCAAGUUUCUCUGAUGGCGGCCGAUGUGUUAGAAAGCCAUUAAAAAUAAAAUAAAAAAUUAAAACAUUAUGAUGGUUCCCCUCAUGAUAAAUUCAUAUCAGUGUAUAUUAUUGACUAGUAAAAAUAUACAUAUAUUAAUUUUAUGUCCCAAACAAAAUCCGUGUGUGAAGGCCUUUCACUCACCCCUGCUGUGACCACAGUCUUCCUCACGCCUCGCAAUGCUAAACAUCUGUGUGUAUCACAGCAGGCUUUGUGUAAAUAUGACGUGUUUGAAGGAGAAACAUUCAGGCUGGCUCCUGGGAAAGACGCCCGGCCUCUUGUUGCCUGAACAAUAGAGUUGGAAAGUUGCGGCGAUUCACUCUCCCGGGCGUCUCCGGCUCACAGGAUUGAACACAAACUGCAGAAUCAGCUCAAAACUUCUAGAUCUAAACUAAAAAAUCAGAUGCUCUGAUCGUGCGUUUCUCAAAGGUGACGGACAGAUCCGUGCAGGCGUUCGCGGAGAACUGUCCCGAGCUGCAGUUCGUGGGGUUCAUGGGCUGUUCGGUCACGUCUCUGGGGGUCAUUCACCUCACCAGGCUUCAGUCGCUGAGCAGUCUGGAUCUGCGGCACAUCUCUGAGCUCAACAACGAGACCGUGAUGGAGGUCGUGAGAAAGUGCCGGAACUUGACGUCCCUCAACCUCUGUCUCAACUGGACCAUCAAUGACAGAUGUGUGGAGAUCAUCGCGAAGGAGGGCCGGAGUCUGAAGGAGCUGUAUCUGGUGUCCUGCAAGAUCACCGAUCACGCUCUGAUCGCCAUCGGUCAGUACAGCAGCACGAUCGAGACGGUGGACGCCGGCUGGUGUAAGGAGAUCACGGAUCAGGGCGCCACUCAGAUCGCCAAGAGCAGCAAGUCUCUGCGUUACCUGGGCCUGAUGAGGUGUGAUAAGGUGAACGAGGAGACGGUGGAGAGACUGGUGUUGCAGUAUCCACACAUUGUGUUCAGUACAGUGAUGCAGGACUGUAAGAGAACGCUGGAACGGGCCUAUCAGAUGGGCUGGAGCCCUAACACAUCCACGGCCUCCUAACACACACACAGACACACACACCUGUCCAUGACGUCAUUAUCAUAACUAUGCCGUUUAUUCCGCCUUUCUUUAUCAAAUGACAUUAUGCAGCAGAAGCAUCAAUAUUAUGCUUUGAGCCGUUUGAUUUGAACGUGAAUAAAUAUGUUCAUGCACACACACACACUGACAUGCAGCGCUGCAUUCAUUUACAUUGACUUAUCUCAUCAGAAACUUGUUCAGCUCAUAUUUUACUCUAAAAUCGAGAGAGAGAUAUAAGAACUGCCGUCGUUUGUCUUUUGCAUUUUGCAUUAGGGAAAAAAGGUUUUGCAUUUUGAUAUUUCCCUGCCACUCACAUUAGGUCUGGACGUUUGACGUAUAUGUUAUUUGUUUGUUAUUCUCAUUAUUGUCCACGGUGAUUUUCAUUAGAUUCUCAUUACUGAAACACACUCACGUUUACUGCAGUUCUCAAAUCAGCACAGCACAGAUUCAACCAUGAUGUAGAAAUGUAUAAUUAAUGUUAUUUUUUGCAUUGCAGUAGUGAUAAUUUGAGGGUAUGUGUUAAUUUGCAUAUGUUUAUUCACUGCAAAACAAUUAUGUUCUUCCUCAGUGUUUCUGUCUCGUUUUCCAGCACAAAUAUCUAAACAUUAUUAAAUCAAGAUAGGAGCAAAAUGACUUGUUUAAUGAAAAUAAAUGCACCAAAAUUGAGUAGAAAACAAAUAUCUGUUAAUGGGGUCAGAAAAAUAACCUUCAUUCAAAGGGAAAAAAAAAUUUAAUUUACAGAAGAAGCAAAAUGACUGACUUUAUGCUUAAAAUAAAAUAUAUAAAUAAUCUAGUUUUCCCUUGAAUUAGGUUUGUUUUGGCAGGUAUUAAGCAAAACUUUUUAUUGAUUUUUUUCUUCCAGAAAUCAGGUCAGUCUUCAGUCAUUUUGCUUUUCAAAUAAAUGUGCUGCAAAAACAAGACAAAACUGUUGAUAUUAAUAUAAAUAAUAUAUCCAAAAAUAUUGUUCAUGCAAAAUAUUUCUCUCUGGUGAUUUUGGGGUGAAUGUGUCCUCAUAGUUAGAGUUGAUUUAGACACGUUACACUUUGAUUAGAAACGACAGCGUCCGUCUCUGUUAGUCGAGGCCGUGGAUGGAUUAUGUGUUCGUGACGUAGAUCUAGACGUGGAGACGCAGGACGUGAUGUCGUUUACUCUUGUGAAUCUGUAACUCUGUGGUUUGGAGUUUGUUUGGAUGUUAACUGAUUUUUGUGUUCAGGUUUUUUGAGAUAUAUCCUCCAUAUGGAAGUUUGCAUACCCUGUGAAUAUUUGAUGAUGAUGAUGGAGUGUGACUUAUAUAAGAGAUGCCGAGUUUGAAGUAGACAGGUUAGUUAGGUUACUCAUCCACACGUCUUCUGUUUUCUCUUUCAGACGAGCAGGGUAUUUUUAUACGGUGUCCGUAGCGCUCGCUCGUGAAUGCAGGAAGACUUUAGUCACAGUCUUGAUCUUUUACUGUACUGGGGAUUUGAGUCAAUUAAAAACCACGAUUCUACUC
Messenger RNA from Pimephales promelas (fathead minnow), 3213 nucleotides. The record is from RefSeq and is a predicted model, not a curated record. NCBI's taxonomy places the organism in Eukaryota, Metazoa, Chordata, Actinopteri, Cypriniformes, Leuciscidae.